GCGCAUUCCAAUUGACUUCAUUUGCUUUGUUUAUUUUAACCAAAAAUAAUUAAUUACUAUAAUAUAAUUUAAAUCCAAUUAAAAUGCCUGAAAGAAUAGCCCUAUCGUAUAAAAACUGUUCGGAGAAGUUCACCCAAAGCCCCGACUACAAAAAACAAUACUGCAGUAUUUACCUGAGCAGGCUCAAAGAUAUGGAGCCUCUGUUAGUGGGGCGCAUUCAACGCAAAUGGGGCGACCAAUAUCCCAUUUGCCAGCUGCACAAACUCACCGAGCAAACCUACGACAAAGUAAUCGUAAUUGGUACUUUGUUCAAAGACCAGAAGCUCAAGCCUUCUGUGCUAAAAAGGUUAGCUGAAGGCAAUCAACUGAUGCCCCAACCGCUUCUGACUCAUUUCACCGACGAGUCGGACGCCCUUUACAUGGAAGACGAAGUCCAGAGAUACCAAAUCCUCAAUUUGGACCACUUAAAGCUGGUCACAGGCAUCACAUGUGCCUUGUUGGGUUCUGAUGUGGGCAAAGGCAAGUUCCAAGUGAACGAUUUUGUGUUUGCCAGCUUCAGAACUCAAAUAGAUCGUCCUGUUUUUACUAGAGCAACUUAUGUGCUGUUUCUGAGCGGGCUUGAUUUCACACACCAAGAAAAACACUCGGUAAACUUGCAAUUGCUCACUUAUUGGAUUGGAGGGCUAUUGGGAGACUCAGAAAGAGUUUCACAGGUGUGCAGAGUUAUUAUUGCUGGUAACAGUAUCAGUACUGAGCCUACUAAAGCCAAAACUACAAUUUCAAUGGUCUCAAAAGUCAAUGAUGCCCCUGAUUCAAUUGAAGCUGUCGAAGCUUUUGAUGAGUUUUUGUUGCAUUUAUGCCAAUUGGUUGAUGUAGAUGUUAUGCCAGGCCAAUACGAUCCUUCUAAUCACAUCUUGCCUCAGAAACCAAUGCACUUUUGCAUGUACCCUCAAUCAGCCCAAUACAAAUCGUUUAAUCAAGUGUCCAAUCCAUACAAGUGCCAAAUUGGCGGUUUGAGCUUCACUGGCACCUCAGGGCAACCAAUCAAAGACAUAAUGAGGUUCUCAGAAGUGACUGAUAGUCUGGAGGCUUUGCAGUGUUGUUUGGAGUGGAACCAUUUGGCACCCACAGCCCCUGAUACCUUGGGUUGUUUCCCCUUUUACCAAAAUGACCCUUUUAUCAUUGAAGAGUGUCCUCAUGUGUUUUUUGCUGGGAAUCAGGAGAAGUUUGCCAGCAAAAUGGUUCAGGGGGACGACAAUCAGGAAGUUUGCUUGAUCAGUUUGCCAGAAUUUUCUCAAACUCAUCAGGGUGUUUUGUUGAAUUUGGAAAGCUUAAUUUGUCACACUGUAUCGUUUGAAACGAAAUAAAAUUGAUCAAUUAUUAUUAGAACAAUUAAUUGCUUUGUGUUUUAUUUAAAAAAAAAAAGUAACUUGUCUUUGAAGUGUGUCUUCAAAACUACAUAUAUUAUCCGUUCAC
Molecule: messenger RNA, 1476 nt
Organism: Ceutorhynchus assimilis (cabbage seed weevil)
Lineage: Eukaryota; Metazoa; Arthropoda; Insecta; Coleoptera; Curculionidae
Source: the annotation of a GenBank genome assembly